Folsomia candida is the source of this 1659-nucleotide messenger RNA. RefSeq lists its product as uncharacterized. The transcript has 6 exons. The coding region runs from base 249 to 1247 and encodes 332 amino acids. Lineage: Eukaryota; Metazoa; Arthropoda; Collembola; Entomobryomorpha; Isotomidae. Gene Ontology annotation, biological process: regulation of cyclin-dependent protein serine/threonine kinase activity; mitotic cell cycle phase transition. Gene Ontology annotation, molecular function: cyclin-dependent protein serine/threonine kinase regulator activity. Gene Ontology annotation, cellular component: cytoplasm; cyclin-dependent protein kinase holoenzyme complex; nucleus. The record is from RefSeq and is a predicted model, not a curated record.
UGUAACCUCGUGUAGGUUCUUGCUACCUGUGAAUUCUAUCUGCUCUCUGCACUCUGCUGAUCACAAAUUAAAUCACCGUCCAUUCCCCACAUUAUGUAGCAUCUCCUUGGUCACGAUCAGCCAGUUCAGUCUUCAAUUUAUUUGAGGGUCCAUCAAAUUUUAAAAUAUUUUUUUUUGCAUUUCGAUCCCCUUAACAAAUUUGUGAGAGCCAUAUUUUGUAUUUGAUUUGAUAGUCUUUGAAAGACUUUAUGCUUGAGGAUAGAAAAACUAUAGUAAAAAUGUUGGAGCCCCAAUUUUUGGAUAAGCCCAUUUUUGUGGCAGGGAGGGGUGGCUGGGGGCGUUAUAUCGCUAAGCCAAACCACUUCACGGGCUAUACACUUUGCUCCCGUUCUUCGAAGAACAAACUGGUCGACUUAUUGAAACCAGUGUCCUUGGCAGACCAAGGUGAAAUGAUGGAAUAUGUGAGAGAACUAAAGAGGAUGGAGAAGGGACGAGCCCCUUAUCGUGGUCGGUCCCCACAGAUUAGUAAGAGACUAGACGUAAUGCGUUAUAUCUCGGAGGUAUGUUCCUCCGAAGAAUAUGAAGAUGAAACACUAAUCCACUGUAUUUACUUGUACGAUCGAUUUUGCGAUGAACAUGAAAUCCACUUGGCCCAACUUUGCCUUGUUGCCUUAACUUGCUUGGUCAUUUCUGCAAAAAUUCAUGAGAACGAUUCACGCACUCCGGACAUACGAAAAAUUGUCCGACAUCUACCAGUAACAAUGACCAAUAAAGUAAAAAUGGUUGUAGCCAUGGAAAAAAUGGUGCUGACAUUUUUUAAAUUCAAAGUGAUCAUCCCCACGGAAGUGAAUUUCAUGGAUUGCUAUCACUGUUUCGUUUUGGAUGGCUUCGGAACCCCAAUUUUUUAUCUACUAUACAAGCAUGAGAAUAAGAAGCCUUACAACGGCACGGGGGCUGAAAUGAUGAGGGAGACGAACGCUCUCCUUCGUGAAGUAACCAAGUCUCUGGCGAUGCUUACACCUUCGCCGGCUGAUGGACGCUACAAUUGUUCCCUAAUUGCUGCAGCCAUACUGAUGUAUGUUAGAAAAAGGGUCAAGCUAAACUUUUGGACAGGACAGUUAUCACACAUCACCGGACAUUCAUACGAGGAUGUACUUCAUUGUUUAAAUUAUUUUGUUAAGCCGAUCCUUAACAUCAACAACUCAACGGGAGAUAGCCUAGAUGACCCAGUUUUCCUGAAUCUUUGAAGGAGUUUCGAUUACCUUAUAAAAUCCACCAAGUUAGAAGGAUGGCUAAUAUUUUGUAAGAUUUUCGCUUAGAAAUGUGUAAUGCUAUUUUGUAUAGUUUAGUGUGUUAUGAAGGAAGAUUAGAUUGUAAAUUAAAAUAGAAAUCUGUGAUUCUCAGAGGUAUUCCAUUGCUGGUCAGAGAAUUAAACUUAAAAGUAAACCACUUGUGUACUCAACUAAUAAUUAUAAUUCACGGAAUGCAAUCGACGAAUAUCUAUUUUACAAUUAAUUUUGCGUCGAUAAAUAUUUGAAAGAAGUUGGGCAUAAUUUAAACUUCAGAAAAAAAACAUGGAAAAAUGCAUAUGACAAGAUUUUCUAGUGAAUAAAUGUCUUUAUUCAGCAAUUUUAAUAAAAAGACUUUCAAUAACCUUAA